Messenger RNA from Filobasidium floriforme, 515 nucleotides. Its product is annotated as P-loop containing nucleoside triphosphate hydrolase protein. Bases 93 to 416 code for a protein of 107 amino acids. The record is from RefSeq and is a predicted model, not a curated record. Lineage: Eukaryota; Fungi; Basidiomycota; Tremellomycetes; Filobasidiales; Filobasidiaceae. The transcript has 3 exons.
AUUUGAACUCCCUUACAUUUCCAGGCCUUUGCAAUGGGACUCGCUUGCUACUCUUGCAAGUUGGACGAAGGUGUCUUCAAGCCAGGAUCUUAAUGGGUGAUCAUCGUGGAAAGACAGUAUUAAUCCCUCGGAUAGCCUUGGACACCGUGACCAAGACCUUACCUGUCAAGUUACGGAGAUUACAGUUUCCAGUCAGGUUGGCAUUUGCUUUGACAAUUAACAAAGCGCAAGGUCAGUCUCUUGACAAUGUAGGGAUUGACCUUUCAUCACCGGUCUUUGGACACGGUCAAUUAUAUGUCGCUUUCUCAAGAGCGACUCAUCCUGGAAGAUUAACGGUGCUAUUGGAGGAUUCUAGAUAUGGAUUGGAACGGAAGGUUAAGAACGUGGUAUAUAGUCGGAUGGUUGAAUUGUAUUAGUCUUAGUAGUUUGUGGUCUCUUUUACGUUUCUGUUUGUGUGUUUCGUUCUCGAUCAUUGUAUUUGUACUUAUGUGAUUGUUCUUAUGACAAUUGCCUUU